CACACAAACACACACAACUCGCUCUCUCAACCAGACUCAGAGUCGACUUGCCUCCAAGUGCUAAAUACUGAGACUGUCUUUCUUCUUCCUUUUCCCUCUUCUCGACUACUUUGAAAUCUACUGCCCAAUAUGACAUCUGAGCGUGAAAGCAAAACCUUCCUUGCGAGGCUCUGUGAGCAGGCCGAGCGUUACGAUGAGAUGGUCACGUACAUGAAGGAAGUUGCCAGCAUCGGUGGUGAACUCACAGUUGAUGAGCGCAACCUUCUCUCUGUCGCGUACAAGAACGUCGUUGGAACCCGUCGUGCCUCGUGGCGCAUCAUCUCGUCCAUCGAACAGAAGGAAGAAUCCAAGGGCUCUGAGAAGCACGUCCAGGCCAUCAGCGAGUAUCGGCAGAAGAUCCAGGCUGAGCUUGAGCGUGUCUGCCAAGAUGUCCUCGAUGUCUUGGACCAGUCUCUCAUCCCCAAGGCCGAGUCUGGAGAAUCCAAGGUCUUCUACCACAAGAUGAAGGGCGACUACCACCGUUACCUCGCCGAGUUCGCCUCUGGGAACAAGCGCAAGAACGCAGUCACCGCUGCCCACGAUGCUUACAAGAACGCCACCGAUGUUGCCCAAACUGAACUAACCUCCACCCACCCAAUCCGCCUCGGUCUCGCCCUCAACUUCUCUGUCUUCUACUACGAAAUCCUCAACUCUCCAGACCGUGCCUGCCACCUUGCCAAACAAGCCUUCGAUGAUGCCAUUGCUGAGCUUGAGUCUCUCUCUGAAGAGUCCUACCGUGACAGCACCCUUAUCAUGCAGCUUCUGCGUGACAACUUGACUCUCUGGACCUCAUCCGAGGGUGGUGAGCCGGAAUCACACAUGACCCAGGGUCAACAAGCCUCCGCUGAAGGUGCUACCGAAGAGAAGAAGACUGAAGAGGCCGCCGCGGCCGAUGCUACAGCUGUCAAGUCUGAGGAGCCAACCCCCGAUACUACUGAGGUCAAGAAGGAAGAACCUGUUGCUGAGUCCUAGACGGGAAUUCAUGGUUAGGAUCUUAAGGCUACGGCAAAGGCAGAAACA
Molecule: messenger RNA, 1059 nt
Organism: Microsporum canis CBS 113480
Lineage: Eukaryota; Fungi; Ascomycota; Eurotiomycetes; Onygenales; Arthrodermataceae
Product: 3 protein epsilon
Exons: 8
Coding region: 130-1011 (293 amino acids)
Biological process (GO): signal transduction
Cellular component (GO): cytoplasm
Source: RefSeq, a predicted model, not a curated record